AUGAAGGAUAUUUUAGGAUUUUUUACACUCAAUGAUGGCAGCUUUUUUACACAAAGCAGAUGCUUUAUAGUUCUUACAGCCAAAAAGUCUACUUACGUUGGCUGCAGGCAAGAAUUAUCAAUGCCGACUGUGGUCCCAGAGGAGAGCAGCCACCCCUCUGUUUCUAGCCCCACAAAUUCUGCUGCUCCUCUCAUUCCCCAGGAGGCAUGUUGUAAAUUUAUCUGUAACCUUGUGGAGAAGACCCUGGCGCUGGUGAACGCUGCUGUGACUUACUCGAAGCCUCAGUUGGCCACAUUUUGGUACUACGCCAAGGUUGAGCUGAUUCCUCCCACCCCUGCUGAGAUCCCUAGAGUUAUUCAGAGCCUGAAAGAAAUAGUCAAUAGUGCUCAGACUGGUAGCUUCAAACAACUCACAGUUAAGGAAGCUGUGCUGAAUGGUUUGGUGGCCACUGAGGUGUUGAUGUGGUUUUAUGUCGGAGAGAUCAUAGGCAAGCAUGGCAUCAUUGGCUAUGAUGUUUGAAGACCAAUCUUUAACAUCUGGUUAUAUUUGAUUUAUUAUUUGAGUGUUGUUGGACCACGUGUGAUCAGACUGCUAUCUGAAUAAAAUAAGAUGUGUUAAAAAAA
Molecule: messenger RNA, 623 nt
Organism: Cebus imitator (Panamanian white-faced capuchin)
Lineage: Eukaryota; Metazoa; Chordata; Mammalia; Primates; Cebidae
Product: ATP synthase subunit g, mitochondrial-like
Exons: 2
Coding region: 1-519 (172 amino acids)
Biological process (GO): proton motive force-driven ATP synthesis
Molecular function (GO): proton transmembrane transporter activity
Source: RefSeq, a predicted model, not a curated record